Messenger RNA from Ruditapes philippinarum (Manila clam), 2054 nucleotides. RefSeq lists its product as uncharacterized. The transcript is spliced from 10 exons. The coding region runs from base 117 to 1667 and encodes 516 amino acids. The record is from RefSeq and is a predicted model, not a curated record. NCBI's taxonomy places the organism in Eukaryota, Metazoa, Mollusca, Bivalvia, Venerida, Veneridae.
AUAGCAGCUUUAAGAUGUUAUCGUUUAAACUAUUUUAACUUCCGCUUUUAACAACGUGUCUCAUGUUUUAUUUUACAAUAUAAAUAAAAUAUAAAUAUUGGAUAUAUAAUAUAAUUAUGACGGAAUAUGCUUUCUUGGUAUUAAUCGUUUUGAUGAAAACUUUGGUUUCCUUUACAGAAGGUGAUGCAUCCUCACUUAUCUCCUGCAACAUGGAACUUUUGACUUGGCAAGAGGCAUUUGACACUUGUAAAAGUAAAGGUGGUUAUAUGCUUCCAUUUGAGACUGGUUUAGGACAAAAUAUAGACAAACUAACUUUAAAAAUGGAAACAGACGUAUGGACAGCCGAUUAUUUAACACCAGCUCAUUAUUUAAGACCAGCAGAUGACAAAAAUGUCAAAUAUUGCGGUUUUCACUACCUCAAUAGCACAUCGUAUGAAACCAAAGAAGUGUUUUAUGGAGAUUGUAAAGCUAACAGAAAUUAUUUUUGCAAAACUGAACAAGAUUUUUCUUGGGUGUUAGUUGUCUAUAAUAGUACUCGAGAAAAAGUCUACUGUAACUAUAUCGUUUGGACAAGUGACUUAAAAAACAUGCGAUCAAUAAUUAAACCAGGAUACUAUUGGAAUCAUCGGACGUUACUUGGCAAAGCUAGAGUAGCUAGAAAAGAUGCGGAUUACAUAAUAAUGCCAGACACAUUAUGUGGAGCCUAUAAAAGUUCCAUUGGAAUGUAUUAUGCAAAUUGUAAGGAGAAACGUAUCUCGUUAUGUUCACGCAAUGGCAAUGAGCGAAUGAAUAACAUUUGUUUCGAUGGGUAUACGACUAAGGUUAAUGAACACGCUACAAUCGUUACCAGAACACAACAAAAUGUUACAGUAAUCACCAAAACAACAGCAAAGUCGGUGACAAACAGCCAAGAACGAACAGACUACAAAUCAGAUACACCAACCAAACAACCAAUGACAGUACUCACUUCAGUCAAAGAUAAAGAAAACCUACAAAUGACACAUCCACAAGACAAAGAGCAAAGUUCAGAUAUUGGGAUCAAAGUUGGUGUACCGCUUGGAAUAAUAUUGCCUUUGACAUGUGGAGUUUUAAUCGCAAUUUACAUUUUUAGAAAAAGAAUACAAUGUUGGCAGUCUAGCAAACCAACACAUGAACAUGGACGUAUGAAUCAGUUGCACACUCAAAAAACUUCGCCAGUUCACGGUCACCUAAACGUUAACUUUGAAUAUAUUCAAGAUACUUCAAUAUCAUCAGAACACCACACAAACGAAAACAAUCUCACAGACAUAAGUUCACAGUAUGCUGUUGUUAAAAAACCUAAGACGGGCGAUUCAAAAUCCAGACAAGAAAAUUACUCGAAUAAAUCGUAUCAAAACGCAACGUAUGACGAAUAUGAUGUUGCAGGUAGGUUUCAAAAUAGUAGAUCUAAUCAGUCGGACAAUUUAUACAACCAUUUGGAAAGCGUGGACGAGUAUAAUUCGACAUCUUUCGUAAGGGAAGGAGAAUGUAACAAUUUGUACAACACAACAGGAGACCGCAAUCUCGUUGAAUCUGAUUACGACUCCACAACGCAGGUGAAUAACACAACAUUGCCUGAUGACGUUUACAAUCAUUUAUCUCAAGGUGACAACUACUAUGACUCUACAUCAACUACGAGAAAUAAAUGAUAGGGUUCAUUUGCUUAGAAAAUCAAGUGUUACAGAAAUUUAUUGUUCAAUAGAACUGCAUAUCAAAUACUAGAAUACUAGUUUUGUUGUAAGGUAAAUAAAUACAUGUAGUUUAUGUUGCAGCUGUCAUAAUUUUAUCUCUUUUGAUCGUCAGUGAUUAAUGAUACCAGUACUAAUAGUGAUGAACAUAGAACUGAUAUCCAGUACUUAAUUACGCUUAAAUGGAAAUCAGCAAAUGAAUUUUUUCCAUUUAUUGAAAUUAUUUUUCAAAACGCAUAGUAGAUAUGUGCAAAUCAAUUAUCAAUAUUUUUUCUCGCAAUUCAAGAUGCAUUUUUCCCUUUUAUAUAUAUUUUGUUUUUAUUAAAAUUGUAACUGAAAUAUAAAACA